Thyridium curvatum is the source of this 2307-nucleotide messenger RNA. RefSeq lists its product as uncharacterized. Bases 1 to 2307 code for a protein of 768 amino acids. The record is from RefSeq and is a predicted model, not a curated record. Lineage: Eukaryota; Fungi; Ascomycota; Sordariomycetes; Thyridiales; Thyridiaceae. The transcript has 4 exons.
AUGCCGAUGACUUGGGCUCAGAGGCUGGUUAAGGCUCUACAGGAUGCUAUUGGGAGUAUCGCCAGAGCUGCUAGGCUUGUGCGCGACACUUCAACAUCUUACUGCCGCUCCAUCGGCCUCGCGAUACUGGUCACGACUUUCGGGGAAGAAAAGGCUAAAGUCCUUCUUCGGCGCUCGCGACUCACAGCGUUGGCCCGAUCCGGAGUCCACGUCCUUCCCUCGCUGGCUUCCCUCGUCAUCAUCACGAUCAAUCUCAUGACACUCUACAUCGGGGAGGAGCUGGUCGGGGAACUACUUAUUGUAGGCAGCUUGGCCACUAUCAUAUUUGAUACUCUGCGCCACCGCCUGGUCACGGAUCGUGGUGUACCGCUGGGCCUGCUGGGAAGCGGGUUCGCGUUCACCCAGGUCAGCUUCUUCUGGUCUACUGACUUCCUCGGUUCUCUGGUCUACCGCGACUCAUGUCUACUUCGCAAACUCUUCUUCAUCGGUCUCUUGCUCGUCUCCGGCGGCAUCGCUGUCCUUGCCGGUCCCGCGACGGCCGUGUUGAUGAUCCCUCGACCGAUGGAUUGGCCAAUGGGCGGGGCUCACAUCUGGCUCAAUGGCGACUCAUCCCUCAACGGCUACGACUGCUCAACCAACACCUCCAAGUUCUUCGACCCGGUCUGCCCUUCGUCCGGCUACAAGGCGACGUACGACCACGUCGACGUCUGGCACGCCCUGCCGGCCAACUGGCUCGGCGACUUCGACCUCACCGACACAAAGAUGCGCAAGUCGGUCCAGUACCGCCUCCGCCGACCGGACUACCACGGCGCGCACGGUGCGACCGUCCGCUUCAUCGACGACAGCUGGGCCGCCACCGUGCACGCGCCCGCCGCGAACAUGCUCCUCGCCGCGCGGUCGCUGUGGCUCGACGCCGUCUACUUCGCCGUCGAGCACGCCCGGUGGCCGCGCGUCUCGCCGUUCGCCUGGAUUGCGUCCUACCCGCUCACGCAGAUCCACCGGGUGCAGGCGGACCUGCCGCUCGUGCGCGUGCGGUGCGACACCAGGGUCACGCAGCUGAGCAGUAGUCUUAGCGAGAGUUGGUCCAACAUAUCGUUUCCGCUCGUGCCUGUGAACGAUCACGCGCAGAGCGACAGGGGGAGAUUCGAGGUCCUCGGGCCGAUCAAUAAGGGACGCCUGCGUAGCAGGAUUGCGAGCGCUGGUCCGAAAAGAAGGGGUCACUUCCUCGCUGUGCCGUUGAUGUUUGAGGUUGGCACCAAGAACGAGAAGCAGGGGAUUGCCGUGCUCUGGCCGACGGUCCGACCCAAUGGUACCCUGACGGGUAUGUGGACAGCCAGAGGAUGCACGCAUCUCAGCGGCUGGGCAGAAGGGAGCAUAGUUGUCAACUUUGGCGGCAAUACACAGAUCUACGACUUUGAGAGGGACCAGGGUGGCCCACGCAUGGAGAUCGACAAGCUGUUGCAUGACUGGGGGUGGAGCUACUUCUUGCCUCACGAUGACGGAACUUGGAGGAAGAUAUUCGUCGACACUUCGUGGUGGGAUAUCGCACUGCCAACAUUAGACGGAUACAACCUAGACAGUCGACAGAACCUACCCGCAAACAGCACAACUUUAGAGAGCGUGCUUGCAGCAGCCCUUCACAAAGACGAGUUCGCUGACGGCAAGAAGGAGGAAGUCGCCAUCAUGACCGAAUUGAUUAUCUCCACUCUCCUUGUCGACACCAUCUCUCGAGUGUCCUCGCACCGUAUGCUCAACUACAGCGCAUCCCUGGAGCCUGAGCUUUCCAAGCCCUGGUCGUGGGCGCGCACUCGCGAGUACAUCAUCGCGGGAAGGGAUCCCACGGUCACGAUGCCCAAGCCAUCGUCCGGAGCCGCCACACCGAUGACGAUGCGCGCGUACUUCCACGGAUUCGUGAUCGCUGCAAACGGGUGGUUUGACUAUUUCAGCAUCGUCCUGCUGGUUCUGCACGCCGUCAUGGCCUUGGCGUUCACCAUCAAGACUGUGGUCUUCAGCCCGCUCACGGGUGAUGCCUGGGAGACUAUCCCCGAGAUGUUGGCCCUGGCGCAGAACUCGCCCCCUCCGAGAGACGAUGUGCUGGACAACACCUGCGCGGGGGUCCGUAAAUGGGGCACGUCUGCGGUCAUGGCAUGGGUGGAGGAUUGUAGUGCCCCUGCUACUUCUGGAAGUCCGAAGGAAGAGCUGAAACUGACGUUUGGGAAGAAGGUCGGAACUAGAAGGACAUGUGCAACGUAUAGUAUGCCGGAUAGGGCGUACGGGAAGAGGCAAGCGAAUGUGAGAUCUGACUAG